Messenger RNA from Myotis daubentonii (Daubenton's bat), 3249 nucleotides. RefSeq lists its product as uncharacterized. NCBI's taxonomy places the organism in Eukaryota, Metazoa, Chordata, Mammalia, Chiroptera, Vespertilionidae. The record is from RefSeq and is a predicted model, not a curated record.
UUGACGGAACCGAUGGAGGUGCUGAAGUGGACGGCAAUGCCAAAAAAAGAAGAAAAAAAGAAAAGAAAAAGAAAAAGUCGAAUUCAAAGAUAAAUGGAGCUUUUCUUGUGAGAGGAGUCCGUCGCCUGUUUUUCCCACCCGCACCGCUCAGAGGCAAGAUCAAGAGCCGGCAGGAGGCUCAGCUCCCUGCACCGACGGCGGCGGAGACCCAGCCCCAGCCCGCAGCCUCCUGGGGGGCCCCACCCGCGGCGUGGAGGGAGCAGGAGGCCGGCCCGGCCCCCGAAGUCCUGGCUGUCUCCUCGGUCGCCACGCGGCUCUGGCUCCGGUGUGGGCCCAUGAGCAUCGCCUCCCUCCGUGUGAACCAUGCGCCCAGAGCCUGGCGUCAUGGUCCUCUUCCUCCCGGCCGAGUGCCCUCCUCGGUCACCUCCUGCAGGGACACGGGGGACUUUGUCCCCAGGACACGCCGCGGGCUCCGCACCCACACGUGGCAGGUGCCGAGCCGUGGACCCAGGGCAGGUGUGGCCAGCCACCUGCCGGGGGAGGACAGACCCGGUGCCGGCCUUAAUGGAGCCAGGAGAGGCCGAGACGCGAUGGCAGCCGGCGUCCCUGGUCCCUAUUUGCUCUGCAUCUCCUCGGCUCAGGACCCUGGCAAACUCAGGGACCGAGCCAACGCUGGAGGGGGUCCUGGCUUCCAGAUAACAUCGGCCGGCCGCCCAGCGGAGCCCAGGGUGCUGGUCCCCGGACGGAAUGAGCCAGCUCGGUGCCCCCGGGACAGGCGAGCACAGGGGGCCUCCGGCCUGGGCCACCGCGUCCCAUGGAGACUUCUCUCUCGCUCCGCGAGCCGACGGCGCCCCAUCCCCGGCCCCCCACGGCCUGGGUUCGUCUCCCAGGGGCGUCCUGGCCGCCGAGAAGCCGAACCCCAGCUCCAGGGCCAGGGAGCUCUCAGGGGCGACGGAGAAAGCCGCCCCGCCUCGUGUCCAAGUGAAAUUUGGGAAUCACGUCGACAGACUGUGCCCGGGGCGGCUGCGAGCGCUCGGGCGCCGGAAGCUACACGGGAGCACGUGGGCCUCCCAGCGGCGUGGGGUUCCCGUCUCGGGAAGCCGCCUGAGCACCGUCCCUCCGCGGGGAACUGUCUACGUCCCCCCCGAGAACGGGAGCUUGUUGACCUUUGAACUGAGCUGCGAGCGGAUGAGACGGGAUCAGCUCCGAGCCUGUGGCCGCCUCCCUGUCCGUCCCAGGACGUGCAGGCCCAGGGGACACCCUGGCUGCCAGGGGGGACGGGCCGGAGGGUCCGCGUCGACGGCCCCAGCCCUGCCGCCUCCAGCCGCGCGGCCCUCGCUGUCCUUCACCGGCGAAGGGCCCGCUCUCAGGGUCACAGGCCGGGCCCCCUCCAACGAGCCCCUGGCGAUGGCGGGCUUGUCCGCAGUGGACGGCCAGCUGCCUUCGGUCCCUCUAAGCCAGCGGUUCUCAACCUGUGGGUCGCGACCCCUUUGACGGUCGCACGACCCUUUCACUGGGGCCGCCUGAGACCAUCCUGCAGAUCAGAGAUUUCCAUGACGAUUCAUCACAGGAGCCACAUGACAGUGAUGAAGUAGCCACGAGAAUAAUGUUAUGGUUGGGGGUCCCCACAGCAUGAGGAGCUGUCUUAAAGGGCCAGAAGGUUGAGAACCGCUGCAGCGAAUGGGAUGGCGCCGUGGGAGCGGCUCGGCUCUCCCCGGGGGACCCCCCCCGCGCCCCACCCCGCGCGCUCCUGUCCCCAGCGGCCCCCCCGCUCUGUGGCGGGAGCACAAAAGCAGACACCCUCCUCUGGGCCGUGGGAAAGGCCCGCCCCAGAUGCCGCGAUGCGUGACCUCGGCCCCGGCUCGGGCACUAGAAUGGGCCCUUGUUCUCCGCGGGCCAGGCCUGGCCGGCAGGGUGCCCGCUCCCGGGACACCGUGGGCAUUGAUCCCGGAGGACCGCCCCUCCCGCCCCGGGCCAGGGCCCCACACACCUGUGCGGAGCCGCGGGCAGCGGGCCAGGGGUGCCCUUCUCCCCCCACCCCCGUCCCCCCCGUGUCCCGGCUCUCUGGGCUCCCACGGAGCCUCACCCCGAGCAGGAGGUCAGGGGUGAUCAGAUGGGUCCCCGAGACAGACCCGAGCUGCCCCUCCGUGGGGCGGGGUAUCUGUUUCUGGGAGCAACCACCGCCAGGCUCUGGGGGGGCCCGGGCGCUCCCGGCCCGUCUGCGCCAUCGGCGCGACCCACGGGACCGGGGACAGAGCCGUCUGGCCGGGUGGCAUUGUGUCUGAAAGGGCGAGCCGGCGCCUGGCUUUACAAGCUCCUGUCCUGAGGUUAUCGGGGCGGAUCACCCUCGGGGGGAAUGGAAGGGACACCGUAGGAGGCUUUCCUGGAGCGCAAGGCGCGCCCAUGGCUCCCAGAGACGGGGACCCCAGCCGGGCUGUCCGUUCUCACCGGGGGGGACCGGGGUCUCGCUCUUUGCUUUGCCGUCUUCGGCGCCCGGCCUCCCCCCCCACGUGGCCCAAGGCGGCUGCUGGGGACCCGGCCAUCGCGUCGGCGUCCCCGUCCGUCCGCGGGAAGGAGGCGAGGAGGGCUUCCCGGCUUCCCGCCUUCCCUCUCGGACAUUUCCUGAACUUCACACGCCGGACGCAGGGGGCUGUGUUGGCCAGAACUGAACGCCAAGGCCGCCGCUGAUGUGACAGCGGCCGGGGGACGCGGCCUUUCUCCUGGGUGGCCGUGCGCCCAGAUAACAGAUCAGGGGUGUUUUUUUCACUAAAAAGGGGGGGAAAUGGCUACUGGGGGCUCAGGUCUCUCUGCCCCCCCCCCCGCCUCCUGGGUGGGUCGUAGGCGGGUUUAUGGCACAGGCGUCGCAUUUAGGAUUUCAGCAUUACGAUCAAGACUUGUCUUAUUUAUUUACGUAUUUGUCUGUGUGUUGGUUCAUCUUCACCCGAGGAUAUUUUCCCACUGAUUUUUAGAGAGAGAGGAAGAGAGAGAGGGAAAGACAGAGAGAAACAUCGAUGGGAGAGAGACACAUCGAUGGGUGGCCUCCUGCACGCGCCCCGACCCGGGCCCGGGGCCAGGGAGGAGCCUGCCACCGAGGUCCAUGCCCUUGACCGGCAUCGAACCCGGGACCCUGUGGUCCGCAGGCCGAUGCUCCACCCACUGAGCCACACCGGCCGAGACUUGUUUUAGCCGCACAGACGGGUGAAGGCGGAGUCCAGGUUAGAAACCUGACGGACGGUGCCCAUCCUCCCU